Messenger RNA from Gastrolobium bilobum, 795 nucleotides. Its product is annotated as ethylene-responsive transcription factor ERF084-like. The record is from RefSeq and is a predicted model, not a curated record. Gene Ontology annotation, molecular function: DNA-binding transcription factor activity; DNA binding. The coding region runs from base 1 to 795 and encodes 264 amino acids. Gene Ontology annotation, biological process: regulation of DNA-templated transcription. NCBI's taxonomy places the organism in Eukaryota, Viridiplantae, Streptophyta, Magnoliopsida, Fabales, Fabaceae. The transcript is spliced from 2 exons.
AUGAUCUUCCCCCAUGGGAAAGACAAGCGCGUAAGUUAUGAGUUUCACAAGCCAAUAGCCAUCACUGAAAUGCUUCAUCAAGCACCCGAAUCACUGAACCUUGUUGUGGUUCAAACAUUCCCCACCAUAACCCGUUUCCCAUUUGAACCAUACCCGGGUCCAAAUCACUUCGUCAAGUUGCUCUCUCCUUCAGCUCCACAUCAUGCAGAAACCAACGAAACGAAAGAUCUCGAAGGAAUAGCUGCCAUUGUUGGACAGCACGUCCUCUUCGGAGACAAAAACGACAAACCCAGUGAACACAAAACGGCAACGACCAUUCCCGCGACACAAAACGAUAACCUUUCGGUAAGUAAGAGAUACAGAGGAGUGAGGAAGAGACCAUGGGGGAGGUGGUCGGCGGAGAUACGCGAUCGAAUCGGUCGGUGCCGCCACUGGCUCGGCACCUUCGACACAGCCGAGGAUGCGGCGCGUGCGUAUGACGCUGCGGCGAGGCGCUUGAGAGGCUCCAAAGCUCGAACAAACUUCGAGAUACCCUCCGUUUUGCCUCUCUCUUCGCCGACAACUUCGUCUUCUUCGACCUCGGAAGUGAAGAAGAUGACCAGUGGCGGGACUCAUAAACCUAAAACCGUACGAAGCAGCGCUAUAAGGAAAUGCUCUGUGGUUACCUCUGUGGCUCAAUUGUUCAGUGAGGUUCCUGAAGUUGGGAGAGGUAAUAAUAAUAAUCACCAUCAUAGCAAUGUGGAGCUUGACUUGAAGUUAGGUGUGAGCUCUGUUGGGAGAAACACUAGUGAUUAA